This is a messenger RNA of Mytilus trossulus (common blue mussel), 1419 nucleotides long. RefSeq lists its product as uncharacterized. Gene Ontology annotation, biological process: DNA integration. Gene Ontology annotation, molecular function: nucleic acid binding. The record is from RefSeq and is a predicted model, not a curated record. NCBI's taxonomy places the organism in Eukaryota, Metazoa, Mollusca, Bivalvia, Mytilida, Mytilidae. The transcript has a single exon. The coding region runs from base 1 to 1419 and encodes 472 amino acids.
AUGUUGAUAGUAGAUGCAAGUCCCGUUGGAUUAGCUGGAUUAUUAACACAAAAUGGAAAAAUAAUCGCAUACGCAAGCCGAUCAUUGACAGACGUUGAAACACGCUAUUCGCAAACAGAAAAGGAAGCAUUAGCAAUUGUAUGGGAAAUUGAACAUUUUCACCUUUAUUUGUACGGACAAUCAUUUAAAUUGGUAUCCGAUCACCAACCGCUUGAAACUAUAUUCAACAGUCCAAAGGCAAAAACACCAGCACGAAUUGAAAGAUGGAGAUUAAGAUUACAGGGAUAUAAUUUCAAAGUACAGUAUAAACCAGGAAAGGUGAACGCAGCUGAUUAUUUAUCAAGACAUCCGACACCGAAUACAUCAAUCGCAUGUAAACAUUCUCAAUUAGCUGAAGAAUAUGUCCGAUACUUAACUGACAACGCUGUGCCGAAGGCAAUGACCCUUAAUGAGAUAGCUGAAAGUACACAAAAAGAUAAAGAUCUGCAAACCGUAAUUACUGCAUUAAAAUCAAACAGGUGGGACAAGUAUGAGAGUAAUACGCUAGAUACAUUCUCAAGAUUAAGAUACGAAUUAACAAUUGUUCCCGUUAAAGAUAUGGAGAUCAUACUUCAUGAUAAUAGAAUUGUCAUUCCGAAAGAGUUACAGAUGCGUGUAAUUGACCUUGCACAUGAAGGACACCAGGGCAUAGUACGUACAAAACAGUUAUUACGUGAAAAGGUAUACUUCCCUGGAAUAGACAAACUAGUAGAACAAACGUGUAAAUCAUGUAUACCAUGUUUAGCGUCAACCCCGAAAAAUGUUUUCGAACCAUUACAAAUGUCCGAGAUACCGAAUAAUGUAUGGGAGAAUCUCAGCAUGGACUUUUGUGGACCAUUUCCGAAUGGAUAUUACGUUAUGGUAAUAAUUGAUGAAUACUCAAGGUAUCCUGUAAUAGAAACCUUAACCAGUUUAACCGCAAAAUCUGUCAUACCUCUAUUAGACAAAACUUUCUCAAUUUUUGGAAUACCGAAAGAACUGAAAACAGACAACGGACCGCCGUUUAAUUCAGGAGAGUUCCGAAGUUUUGCAGAUAACAUGGGUUUUAAGCACCGCAAAAUAACUCCGUUAUGGCCUCGCGCUAACGCGGAAAGUGAAAGAUUCAUGAGAACUAUAGGGAAAGCAAUUCGUGCAGCUCAAACGGAACAUCGCAGUUGGAAGCAAGAAAUACACACAUUUCUUCGCAAUUAUAGAGCAACACCACACUCAACAACUAACGUGUCCCCGGCAGAACUUUUAUUUGGAAGGAAGAUCAAUACAAAAAUGCCGAACAUUUCAAUAAAUAACCAAGCCGACAGUGAAGUUCGAAAAGAAGACCACAAGAACAAAAAUGAAAAUGAAAUCAUACUUCGAGAAAAAACAUUCAGUAAAAGUACCUGA